Molecule: messenger RNA, 627 nt
Organism: Nematocida major
Lineage: Eukaryota; Fungi; Microsporidia
Exons: 1
Coding region: 1-627 (208 amino acids)
Source: RefSeq, a predicted model, not a curated record
AUGAAUCUUAGGAAGAAAGCAGGCAUGUGCAUUUUGUUUCUGUUUGCAGCAAUGUUUUGCGCAAGCACUGUGCAUGCUGCAAAAGCCAGCAAAAGCAAGCCGCCUUUUGCGAAGUCUGUGCAGAAAAGCAGCAAGCUCCAGGCCUAUGACGAAGACGCAGUUUCUGACGAAGUUCCAUUAAGUAAACAGAAGAAAAGUGCACCGCCGGCUGCAAAGCCCUUAAUGGUUAAAAUUUCGUCUUCACCCCCAGAUGCCUCGGACGACGAGCAGAAAGAGGCGCCAGAAAAGAAAAGCAGCAAGCCCUCCUCUUCCACAAAAAACCCUAAGAAAAAAAGCAAGGCAGCAGAAGCGGCAGAGGCGGAAAGCGACGAUGCAGAGGCAACACCGUCAGAGCCCAAAAAGGCUCCAGCAAUUUUGGAAUUUUUCAAGUCAACUGUAUUUCUGAUUAUUUUGCUGGGGUCCUUGGGGGUGGUUGUCGUCUCCAUUGUUUUGUAUAUUUUAGUAUCCUUUAUAUCCAACUGGAUAAAAGACAGAAAAAACAGACUCAAAUACAAGCAGUCUCUAAAGCCUGCGUACACCUCCAUGGGUGAGAAAACAGACUCUAUGCAGGCAGCAAUAAACUUAUAA